Linum trigynum is the source of this 2167-nucleotide messenger RNA. Lineage: Eukaryota; Viridiplantae; Streptophyta; Magnoliopsida; Malpighiales; Linaceae. The record is from the annotation of a GenBank genome assembly.
CCGCUAGUCGUCCUGAUAUCCAGCAUAGUGUGUGCUUAUGUGCCAGGUUUCAGGCUGCACCUAAGGAGAGUCACUUCAAAGCAGUUAAAAGAAUGUUUAGGUCUCUAAAAGGAACUCCAGAUAUUGGCUUAUGGUACCCUAAACAUGAUAACUUUACUUUACUAGGCUAUAGUGACUCCGAUUUUGCGGGUAGUCUAACCGAUAGGAAAAUCACCACAUGUACCUGUCAAUUUGUAGGAACUUUUCUAGUCUCUUGGUCAUGUAAGCAACAGGGUGCAAUUGCCCUUUCCACUGCUGAAGCAGAGUACAUAGCUGCAGGCAGCUGUCGUGCUCAACUCAUAUGGCUUAAAAAUCAACUUAAAGAUUAUAAUGUGUCCACUUAACCCAUUCCCCUCUUCUGUGACAACACCAGUGCCAUCUGUAUGUCCAAAAAUCCGGUUCAGCAUUAAAGAACCAAACAUACAGAAAUUAAAUAUCACUUUAUAAGGGAUUUAGUUCACCAGAAUAUUAUUCACAUCAGUCAUAUUUCUACUGAAUAUCAACUGGCGGAUCUCUUUACUAAAGCCUUGAAUGUUGAUCGAUUCACCUUCAUUUGUUAUGAAAUUGGUUUAAGAUCUCCAGAUCAUCUGGAGGAUUCUUCCUGAUUUCUCGGUUGCUCUUUCCUUUCUUUUCUUUCCUGUUUUGUGUCUUUGUGUGUUUCUUCCUGUUUUGUAGUGUUUACUUCCUUUUCUCGUGGCAAGUCAGUCUAUUUAACUGAGUCAAGUCAAGUCUUUCGUUCUGCAUUCAAUCUUUUAGCUCUUAGGUUCUAAGCUCAUAGUUUCAAUGGUUCUAGGGGCUCUCUCGCACGUACACAUGUACUCUCUUCCAUGACCCAAUUCUUGCCAACUCUCGCCGUCAUGCUGUUUCCUUUGCCCGUCGUCCUAUCAUUCCUACCUAUCAUGUUCCUUUUCCUGAUUUAGUCGAGUAUGGUCUAGAUGUCUCUCAAUACCUUCAUAAUCUGGGUUGGGAUUUCCUCAUGGCCGAUCCUAUUGAGUAUAUUUGCUGAGGCUGUUCGUCUGUUCUACUCGAACUUUCGUUCGUUUGGACUUCAUACCCGUACCUUCACCACUCUGGUGUAUGGGCAUCUGGUCACUGUUCCUCUAGAAUAUCUUAGGCAUCUGUUGAAUAUCCCUCGGGUAGGAGAGAUUCUUGCUAAUGAGACUGAACUGGUUCACUUCAAUUUCAAUAUUGAACAUGAGUUUGUUCAUCUCACUGGUCACACUCCUGAUGUUUUCCUCACUCUCCCUUCUGCCUUUUUGCUACCCUCCUUGCGCACUUUCCACUUUUUUCUCACUCGUCAGUUCCUUCCAUGGACUGUGCUGCUCGAUAGGGUUACCCCUCUAGACCUCUGGAUCAUCGCCCAUGUCGUUGCCAAUGUCCCUCUUGACUACUGUCACCUAUUAUUUGGUGGCCUAUAUCCCUUUCAACAGUUUGAAUAUCUAGGUCAUCUUCAUUUUGGUCCUCUCAUCAUUCGUCUUAUUCUCUGUCUUGGGAUCUCUCUCGAUCCUUUUCGCACCACCACUCUGAAUGUUUAUCUUACUGCGGAUGACAUUCUUGAUGAGAUUGCGGAUGACAUCGUUGAGUGGGAGGAUGAUGAAGAUAUGGAGGAAGAGACUGCUGAGGAGGAGUCUGGAGAAGAACCUGAGGAAGAGCCUGCUGAAGUUGAGGGGGAGUCUGAAGAAGAACCUGAGAAAGAUCCUGACAUAGAAGUUAACUGGAUUAGCAGCGAUGACUCUGGCUCAGAGUCAUCUGACACUGACCCAGGGUCUCCCCCUUUAGAUGUUGUCUUUGCUGCUCUUCAGGAUGUCUAUGGCUCUGAUUAAGUGUCUUAGGAGAGUUUUGAGUGUUGCCAAACUCAGUGGUUUGCUGGACAUGUUUCACUAGUUCUUGCCUGCUCUUUGAUCAUUUUUUUUAGUCUGUGAUGGUUUGAUGGACGUGUCUCACCAGCUUUUGGAUUGGUUUUGUUGGAGUUAUUCUGCUAUGAGAUUGUAUUUCAAGACUUCUUUUUGUGGACGUCUUUUUUGUUUUGGUCUGGGAAAGGUGUUUGCUUCUGUUUGCAGGUAUCAACGAGUCAAUCAACAAUCUCAAACUUAGGGGGAGAUUGUUGGACUAAAGAAUCUCAUCAGAU